Caenorhabditis elegans is the source of this 595-nucleotide messenger RNA. RefSeq names its product PDZ domain-containing protein (gene F26F4.2). NCBI's taxonomy places the organism in Eukaryota, Metazoa, Nematoda, Chromadorea, Rhabditida, Rhabditidae. The record is from RefSeq and is marked reviewed.
CAAAGAUGGCGGAUGCAAAUGCAACGAUCUGUUAUUUGAAUGGUCUUUCUCUUCAUACCAUCAAUGAAGUCGAGAAGAUUUUGCUCGCUUUGCCAAAGAAAGGGGACCGCUGUGAAGUGCAAGUGACCAAACCGUUGAAUGGAACCAUCGGACGUAGUACUGGGGAUGUCAUUGCUUCAAAGAGCAUGCAGAUCCAUGAUGAGCCAAGACCAUUGUCUCUGUCACCGCCUCUGCAGAAAUCUGAGAAAUCUUCGAAGAGCAAGAAACUUUCCGAGUACAGUUGCAUGAGUUCGACUAAGGAACAAAUGGAGACUGUGGAAAUUCGCAACGGUUCCAAUGCUUCUGCGGCAAAGAAACUCCAAUGCAAGGUCUUGACUGAUCAAGUUCGUGUCUCGCCAAUCGUCUCGUGCAACGGAGUGAUUUUGGAGUUGGAUGUUGAAGUCACAAUUCCUGAUCGUGAGGAGAAGAAGAAAUUGAAGUUGGAGAUCGAGUGCCCCGAUUUUGUGCCAGCUCGCAUCAAAAUUGGCAACAAAUGGAAGAAAAUUGUUUGAGCGAAAAAGAGUACGAUUUGGAGGCAAUAAAUAUUUUGUAUUUG